Molecule: messenger RNA, 3048 nt
Organism: Aspergillus calidoustus
Lineage: Eukaryota; Fungi; Ascomycota; Eurotiomycetes; Eurotiales; Aspergillaceae
Source: the annotation of a GenBank genome assembly
AUGACGCUGUCCCCGCUAACCAAGGUCCUGGCAGCUCUUGCCUCUGUCCUCUCCUUCGCAACGAUACCCCAUUCCCUCGCCUCAGACACAGAAUGGCCAAUCCGCGACACAGGACUCGGCGACAAAACCGUCCAAUGGGACCACUACAGCCUCAUCUACAACGGCGAGCGCCUCUUCUCCUUCGGCGGCGAGUUCCAUCCAUUCCGUAUCCCCGUCCCAGAGCUCUGGGUCGACAUCAUGGAGAAGAUCAAGGCCUCGGGGAUGAAUACCAUGUCGUUCUAUAACCACUGGGGGUUCCACAUGCCGACCUCUGAUCCGGGCUCGUUGGAUUUCGAGUCUGGUGCACAUGAUCUCGGCAGGUUGUACGAGAUCGCGAAGGAACUUGGUCUCUUUGUGCAUUCGCGGCCGGGGCCGUAUAUCAAUGCGGAGCUGAAUGCCGGAGGAAUGCCCCUGUGGAUUACGACGGGGGAAUACGGUGCCCUGCGCGACAAUAAUACAGCCUGGGAGGCGAAGUGGAAACCGUACAUGGAUCGCGUGGCGGAGAUAACGGCUCCCUACCAGGUCACACGAAACGGCACUGUCAUCCUCUUUCAGAUCGAGAACGAGUUCCCGCAACAGUGGGCCGAUGUCGAGGCUAAGACGCCUAACCCGGUGCCGAUUGCGUAUAUGGAGGAACUGUUUGAGCAGAUGCAGGCUAGGGGCAUCGAUAUUCCACUAACGCAUAAUAUGCCCGGGCAGCGGUACAAGUCCUGGUCUGUGGAUUAUGACACCGUCGGUGCAGGUGGAAAUGUGCAUAUCUAUGGGUUGGAUAACUAUCCAUCCUGCUGGUCGUGCAUGCCGGAGGACUGCAGCACCUCGAACCCGUCAUUCACGCUCAUGGACUACACCGCACACUUCAACGAAGUAUCUCCCAAGCAACCAUCCAUGAUGCCCGAGUUCCAGGGUGGCGCCAUGAAUCCCUGGGACGGCCCGGCAGGCGGAUGCGAGGCAAAAACCGACGACGCGUUCGUCAACUUCUACUACCGCGACAAUGUCGCUCAGCGCGUGACAAUCCUCGGCCUGUACAUGUUUUACGGCGGGACGAACUGGGGAUGGCUCGCCGCGCCGUUUGUUCCGACGAGUUAUGGCUAUUCCGCGGCGAUUGCGGAGAACCGAGCGAUCGGGGCCAAGUUUUAUGAGAUCAAGAGCCUUGCGCUGUUCACCAGGUCGGCAACGGAUUUGACCAAGACGGAUCUCGUGGGAAAUAGUACGUUGUACACGAAUAAUGAGGCCGUCACGACGAUUGAGCUCCGUAAUCCGGAUACUGAUGCAGGAAUCUAUGCGAUUCGACAUACGGAUCCAACGAGUAAUGAUGAGCAGACGUUUAGACUGUCUGUGCGGACUUCGGUGGGCAAUUUCACGCUGCCAACUCUGGAGCAGGGGACCAUCGGUCUCAACGGGCAUAUCCAGAAGAUUCUGGUGACGGAUUUCCGCUUCGGCAAUAGAAACUUGAUCUACUCGACGGCCGAGGUUCUCACUUAUGGGAUCUUCGACAAGGAGCCGACGCUCGCCCUAUGGGUUCCCAAUGGAGAAGGCGGGGAGUUCUUCGUACAGGGUGCAAAGUCUGGCAAGGUGGUUGCUGGAGGGAAGGCAGAGGUCAAGUUUUCCCGGUCACGAGAAGGAUUGAUUGUCAACUUCAAGGAGCAACAAGGCAUGACAGUGCUAAUGCUUGACGAUGAUGCCCGGGUUAUUGUCAUGGAUCGGGACACUGUGCAUCUGUUCUGGGCUCCUGCGUUGACGAGCGAUCCUCGAGUGCCGGCCAACCAAGUGGCUUUCGUUCAAGGACCAUACCUUGUAAGGUCGGCGAAACUCGAUCGUCACACUAUAUCUCUCCGCGGCGACUCGAGCCAGGCAACCGAACUCGAGGUGUUUACUGAAAGCCGAGUCCACACUGUGAAAUGGAAUGGGAAGACCUUAGCGACCCACAAAACCAAAUACAAUAGCCUCAAGGCCAAGAUUGAUGGUCCCAGGCGAUUCAGUGCUCCCAGCUUCCGUAGUUGGAAAGCCCAGGAUAGCCUUCCUGAACGAUUCGCCAACUAUUCGGAUUCAGGCCCUGCAUGGGCGAAUGCCGACCAUAUGACGACAGUGAGCAAAUACAAAGAUGCCACAAAGCCAUACUUGUAUGCCGACGAGUACGGUUUCCAUGCCGGUGUGCAACUCUGGCGUGGGUAUUUCAACGGUUCCGCUGGAGGAGUCAAUCUGAAAGUCCAAGGUGGAAUUGCACACGGCUGGUCUGCCUGGUUGAAUGGAGCAUUUAUCGGUUCCUUCCUCGGCGAUCUCGGCUCAUCAUCCGGAUCCAAGGAGCUCGAAUUCCCCACCGAGAGUUUGAAGGCCGAUGGGCAGAACGUCCUCCUGGUUCUGCAAGACAACUCAGGCCAUGACCAGGGAUCAGCCUCGCUGAACGUGCGCGGAAUCAUCAAUGCCACCCUCAUUGAUAGCGAAUCUGGUGGUUUCAACUCGUGGAAAGUGGCUGGUACCGCCGGGGGUGCAUCUGGUACAACCAUCGACCCCGUCCGCACAUACUACAACGAAGGCGGACUUACCGCGGAGCGUCUCGGCUGGCAUCUACCCGGGUUUGACGACUCCGAAUGGUCAACCAGUACCCCGAGCGACGGGUUCGCAGGCGCUGGUGCAAAGUUCUAUCGUGGCAUCCUUCCCCUCGAUACGCCCGCGGGCCAUGACGUCGCUUUGAGCGUGAAGAUCAGUUUCGAAGACAAAUCGUCGGAGUCGAGUAAUUUCCGUGCGUAUCUUUAUGUGAAUGGAUAUCAGUACGGGCGAUACUAUCCGUACAUCAAUAGUGCGGUCAAUACGUUCCCGGUCCCACCUGGAAUUUGGGAGUAUUCUGGAGAUAACGUUGUUGGACUUGCAGUGUGGAAUCAGGGCAGUGGAGAGGUUAGGGUUGAUAUCAAACUUCAGGUGGAUUAUGUCCUUGCUUCGGCGUUGAAUGUCAAAUUUGAUGGGGAGUAUUUGAGGCCUGGAUGGGAUGAGAGUCGUACGCAGUACGUCUGA